Molecule: messenger RNA, 2401 nt
Organism: Esox lucius (northern pike)
Lineage: Eukaryota; Metazoa; Chordata; Actinopteri; Esociformes; Esocidae
Exons: 13
Coding region: 117-1928 (603 amino acids)
Biological process (GO): neuropeptide signaling pathway
Cellular component (GO): secretory granule
Source: RefSeq, a predicted model, not a curated record
GAAACUAGUGACCUCACAAGAGCAGCAUUAAUUGUGUUGGUGAAAUAGGUACUUACAGUUGGGAGAGAUUUCUUUGUUUAAAAAAAAAUAUUUUUUACCUGAACAAAAAAAGGAAUAUGAAGAUUCCAGACAGGUCUAGGGAAGUGUUUUGGGCCCCUGUUGUGAAACAUCUUCGUGUGGUUCAUGGAAUAAAGCUGAAACACUACCAAAGGAAGAAAGAGAGGCCAGCUACAACUGAAACGAAGGUGUUUGGAGUGUCACUUGGGAGUCUGCGACAGUGCUACGCCCCAGAUUAUGGGCAGCUACCCUGCUUUCUGGUGGACGCCUGUGAACACUUACUGCAGCACGCAGGCACAGAGGGCUUGUUCAGGAAGUCCGGCUCGGUUGUUCGUCUAAAGAGACUUCGGGCCAGCCUGGACAAGGGAGAGGCCUGUUUAUCCACAGCCCUACCUUGUGACGUGGCCGGCCUGCUCAAGAUGUUUUGCCGGGAGCUCCGAGACCCCCUCGUUCCCUCAGACCUCCAGUUGGCGCUGCUGAAGGCCCAGCUGUUGCCCUCUGUGCAGGAGAGGACCUCUGCUGCCCUGCUGGUGUCCUGCCUACUGCCUGACAGAAACACUGCUUUUCUCAGAUACAUCUUCCACUUCUUAUCAAAGGUCUCCAGCAGGAGUGCAGAGAACCAGAUGACCAGCAGUAACCUGGCCGUGAUCUUCGCGCCAAGCCUACUUCCCUUCAGCCAGCGAGCAGAGGGAGUUGAGACAAGCCUGAAACUCAAAGCUGCCAAAGCUGUGGUCCACACCUUCAUAGAGAACGCCCCUUUAUUCGGAGUUGUUCCUGUGGUGAUCACCGAGCCCGUCCCAGGCUUUCCCCUGGUGUCGGUGGUGACCGAUCAGAGAUGUACCUCCUGUGAACAGGGUGAUGCUGAGUUACCUCCCUGCAGGAAGAGACAACCCCUCAGGAAGAGUCUGGGUUUGGAUGCCUUCCCAGAUAUUCCGCUUUUCAGGAGCAACACCUUUUGCUCAGGGCAGCCGUGCUCAAGUCCCUCAGCCAUGUUGACCAGAUCUCCUUCCAGCCCGCUAGGGAGCAAACGAAACAGAAAGUGUGGACAAACACUUAAAAGCCAGGAAGCUGAAGGGCAGCGAGGUUCUCGAUUCUCCAAGUCUGUUUGGUCUGGUGAAGCUGAAACUCACCCCCUGGAAGAACCGAAGACGAGCCACUCUGUAGGGUGUGGACGCAGCAUCUCUUCAAGGCUACCGACACCAGUAAUGGAUUUGGCGUCGAGACUGAGUAGAACAACACUGCUGAGUGUUCUCGUAUGUAUGGCGGGGCUGGCAUCUGCCCGGAGCCCCCGCACGGCAGACCAGGUAUCUGAGGCCGACAUUCAGCGCUUCCUCCACGGCGUCAUGGAGCAACUUGGCAUCGCUCGUCCCCGGGUCGAGUACCCGGCUCACCAGGCCACCAACAUCGUGGGGCCCCAGAACAUCCAAGGUGGAGCCCAUGAGGGGUUGCAGCACCUGGGUCCCUAUGGCAACAUCCCCAACAUAGUGGCCGAGCUGACAGGAGACAACAUCCCAAAAGACUUCAGCCAGGACCACGGGUACCCAGACCCCCCUAACCCAUGUCCACUGGGGAAAACCGCUGUAGACGGAUGUCUGGAAAAUGUCCCGGACACAGCAGAAUUCAGCAGAGAGUUCCAGAAGCAACAGCACCUGUUUGACCCAGAGCACGACUACACAGCUCUUGCUAAGUGGAACAAGGAGCUCUUGUACCAGAAACUGAAAGGUGGACCCAAAAGAAAAAAAAGGAGUGUCAGAAACCCUUACCUGAUGGGUCAGAGGCUGGACAAUGUUGUGGCCAAGAAGUCUGUACCACACUACUCCGAUGAGGAUUACACAACCACCUCCACUACCACCACAUCCACCGCCACCUGAGAAUACACUGCUGUUAUAACUGGCCCGUGACAUCCCCACCAAACAUCUCAAACUGAAUUAGAAAGAAAUCACAAAGGUUUUUGGGGAGCUGUUUCCUAAUGUUAGAUUUUAACCUUGACACAGGUUUGUUGAGCUGCUGAUUCCUACAAUCAGUGUUCAAUCCCCAGAGGUAGACUGAAAUGCACGAUCGUAAUGGUAUCUAUAUUUACAUACACCGUUAACUGUUUGCAAGUAAUCAGUGGCUGAUCUAUGAAAACAAGGACCGGAGCUUUUUGAUGGGAAAGGAUGGAAAAGCGUAACAAGCUUUGGUCCACUGUGUUUGAGUAAAACCUGUGUUUAAAGUUAAAUGUUUGUGUUACGUGUAUUUAAUAUGGUUGCUGGGGAUUUGCUUUUUUGUCUAGAAACUAACUUUUUUUUUUUGUCUUUUGUUGCUGAUCAUUUUAUGUUAAUUCUAAAAAAUAAAUGGUUUACUC